CCCACUAUCAUUUCCCUAUUGUCCACUUUCUGCGUUCAUCUCUCUCUUCUCAUCGUCAACAGUCUUCAAUAGUAAGACUUCUUCCUCUGCAUCUUUCUCUCUUUCUGUGCCUCCUCAGAUACUCUCGAGACUGGAGACCGGAGGAUCUCAUUUACUCCACCUUCAACCAUGUUUUCAUCAAUCACUGAAGCUGUGAGGGAUUUGGAAAAAGGAUCAAUGAAUUCGCCAAGGAGUUUAAACUCACCAUCGGAGCCUUCGCCUACACAGGCAACAGCUCCUGCACUUGUUUUAUCGAAUUCAGGCAAACGGAUCGAUCAAGCUGGGAAGAAGUAUGUAAAACAGGUGACAGGUCGACACAAUGAUACGGACCUUCAUUUGGCAGCUGGACGAGGAGAUCUAGCUGCUGUGAAGCAAAUACUUGAUGAUAUUAACUCUCAGAUGAUGGGAACUCUUAGUGAGGAGGAAUUUCAUGCAGAGGUUUCAGAAAUUAGGGCAUCUGUUGUUAAUGAAGUGAAUGAAUUGGGGGAAACUGCUCUUUUUACAGCUGCGGAUAAAGGUCAUAUUGAUGUUGUUAAGGAGUUGUUGAAGUAUGCUAAUAAGGAUAGUGUAUCGAAGAAGAAUCGAUCUGGAUUCGAUCCUUUACAUAUUGCUGCUAGUCAGGGCCAUCAUGCCAUCGUCCAAGUACUACUGGACUAUGAUCCUGGACUAAGUAAAACUAUUGGGCAAUCAAACGCUACCCCCCUUAUCACUGCGGCCACAAAAGGGCACACUGCUGUAGUUAUUGAGCUGCUAUCUAGGGAUGGCAGUUUGCAUGAAAUAUCGAGAUCAAAUGGGAAAAACGCAGUACAUUUAUCUGCUAGACAGGGGCAUGCUGAUAUUGUGAGGGCAUUACUGGAGAAAGAUCCACAGCUAGCAAGACGAACAGACAAGAAGGGACAAACUGCUUUGCAUAUGGCUGUAAAGGGGGUUAAUUGUGAGGUCGUGAAGUUGCUUCUCGAUGCUGAUGCUGCAAUUGUGAUGCUGCCAGAUAAGUUUGGGAAUACUGCUCUACAUGUCGCCACAAGGAAGAAGAGAACACAGAUAGUGAGUGAGUUGCUACGCCUACCCGACAUAAACGUGAACGCUCUAACACGAGAUCACAAAACAGCACUAGACAUCGCGGAACAACUUCCCCUGUCGGAAGAAUCAUCUGAAAUCAAGGAUAGCCUUUACCGAUACGGAGCGGUGAGAGCCAACGAGUUAAACCAACCAAGAGACGAGUUAAGAAACACAGUCUCCCAAAUAAAGAAAGACGUUCACACCCAGCUCGAACAAACGAAACGCACAAACAAGAACGUCCACGGAAUCGCGAAAGAACUCCGAAAGCUCCACCGCGAAGGAAUCAACAAUGCCACCAACUCCGUAACCGUCGUCGCCGUCCUCUUCGCCACCGUGGCCUUCGCCGCCAUAUUCACAGUUCCCGGAGGGGAUUACGACAACGGAGCUGCUGUCGUGGCGAACACGGCCUCGUUUAAGAUAUUCUUCAUAUUUAACGCGGUGGCAUUGUUCACUUCGUUGGCGGUUGUGGUGGUACAAAUUACGCUCGUGAGGGGGGAGACUAAGGCGGAGAGAAGGGUGGUGGUUGUUAUUAAUAAGCUUAUGUGGCUGGCUUCGGUUUGUACUUCGGUCGCGUUUAUGGCUUCGUCGUAUAUUGUGGUGGGGCGGCAGCAUGAAUGGGCUGCGGCUUUGGUUACGGGAGUUGGGGGGUUUAUUAUGGCGGGAGUUUUGGGCACGAUGACUUAUUAUGUGGUGAAAUCGAAAAAGAGUCGGUCCAUUAGAAAAAGGGAGAAGCAACGGAGCGGGUCGAAUUCAUGGCAUCAUUCGGAGUAUUCUAAUUCGGAUGUUGAUCCCAUUUAUGCGCUUUGAUCUUCGUCGAGAUCAAUUGUAAAUCGGGAUUUGUAUGAAUGUUUUAUUUGAAAGUUUAUAAAGUAGGUGAAAAUUGUUGGAACAUUAAUAUAUUUCAAAAUAUAAUAAAUUAAGAUCAUGUUAUUUGACAUUAAUAAAUGCAAGUUCUAUGUUUUUUUAUGCACUCA
Molecule: messenger RNA, 2072 nt
Organism: Impatiens glandulifera
Lineage: Eukaryota; Viridiplantae; Streptophyta; Magnoliopsida; Ericales; Balsaminaceae
Product: ankyrin repeat-containing protein ITN1-like
Exons: 4
Coding region: 169-1905 (578 amino acids)
Cellular component (GO): plasma membrane
Molecular function (GO): protein phosphatase regulator activity; protein phosphatase 1 binding
Source: RefSeq, a predicted model, not a curated record